CAUUCACCGCCUUCACCUCGCUCAGUUGGGUUUUAGUUGGGAAUUAUUCCUUCGGACUAGUGACGACCACGCCAUUCCUUCGGGCUGUCUGGCUGGCUUGGCUGAGCCAGGGGAUUUCAGGCUCCGCCCAUUCAUCCAGCACAGCCACAUAACCACCCCCCUUCACCCCUCAGGACCAGUAUGGCCGAUAGCGGGCCCGCCCCGGCCCCGCCUCGGCUCCGUCGGUCCCAGAAAGUCGGUUACGCCCUGGGUCAUGUCCUCAACGAUCUGUGCUCGUCCAUGUGGUUCACGUACCUUUUGUUGUAUUUCCACAAAGUCAUUCGCUUCGACAACUUCUACUCGGGCGUGGUCCUCUUCACGGGUCAGAUGGCCGAUGGACUAGCCACGCCCUUCGUGGGCUACUUUUCCGACCAGGGCGACGACCUGACUCUGUGUCACAAGUACGGCAAACGCAAGUCCUGGCAUUUGGUGGGGACCCUCUCCGUCCUGGCCAGUUUCCCCUUCAUCUUCCUGCGGUGCAUCGGAUGUCAAACUGCGGAUGACGAGGCCCAACUGGUCUAUUAUGCGGCUUUCGUCAUCAUCUUCCAAUUUGGGUGGGCCGCCACCCAAAUCUCCCAUCUGAGUCUCAUUCCGGAUUUGACCGAUUGUCAGAACGAACGCACCGGCUUGACGGCUUACCGCUACGGCGCCACGGUUCUGUCCAGUAUCUCGAUCUACCUCAUCACGUGGCUGUUCUUGGGGACGGCGGGCGGGGAUGAUAUGAUCGGGCCCGAGGACGACGUCCAAUUCCGGAACAUCAUGCUGUGUGCCGUCGGUUUGGGCGCAGCAGCCUCGGCUUUGUUUCAUUACCUGGUGCAAGAGGACCCGCAUCAGGAGAACCGCCUCAACGGCUCGGUCCGACCCGAUGGGACCUUCCAUCGCCGGAUGCUGGUCUUGGAUUGGUUCAAGGAGCCCACCUUCUAUCUGGUGGGCCUGGUGUACUUGUCCACCCGCUUGUUUGUCAACCUGACUCAGGCGUAUAUUCCGCUGUACCUACAAGUGACCCUCCAGUUGCCCUCGACCUUUGUGGCCGUGAUUCCGUUGGUCAUGUAUGUGAGUGGCUUGGCCACGUCCAUCGCCAUGAAAUGGGUCAAUCGUGUGGUCGGUCGGAAGCUGACCUUCAUCCUGGGCUGCUUGAUCGGAGUGAUAGGAUGCAUUUGGAUCAAAGUGGGCUGCCAGAUGAACACUAACGGAGUGGGCAUAGAGAUCUACGGCGUAGCCGUGGUGGUGGGCGUCGGCGGCUCGACCAUGCUCAUCACGAGCUUGUCGUCCACAGCCGAUCUGAUCGGGAUCAACAACGACUCCGGGGCCUUUGUCUACGGGGCCAUGAGUCUCUUGGACAAGAUCUCGAAUGGCGUGGCCGUCAUAGUGAUCCAGCAAUUCAUUCCCAGCAACACGGACACGUGCAUUCUGUGUCGUGAGUACUUUCGUGAUAUUCUUUUCUUCGUGUGCGGAGGUGCGGCUCUCUUGGGCGCCCUGUCCAUGGCCGGGUUAUACCCGUUCACCCUGGGACAACGUGCCCGGGAUUUGAGAGCCCGAGCCUACGAGAGUCUGCCCGGGAAUUCGUAUCCGGAAAUUGGAGCAUCUAGUGAGGAGCGUGAGCCCAUCCUGUCGUGAACAUGUUGAUAUCUGUCUAUCUUGAUACAGUUUUGUCGAGAUUUCAUUAUUCACUUUUUUACCCCACCCGUUAUUCAAAUGAGAUGAUAAUGAAGUAUUCUGUCCUUGACGCUAUCCAAGUCAAAAUUGUCCCACCCGUUGUCACAAAGCUACCUUCAAUGUCAUACUUUACCGAGAUCAUCAUUGAGCCUCGCGAUAUUCUCGAAUCUACGAAAUAGCAAACAGCUUUCGAAAGCAAUGCUGAACAAUAAUAGUCUUGUUGAUCUGACCGAAACAAUAAACAACAAACAGCAGUAUAACAAUGUA
This is a messenger RNA of Tigriopus californicus, 1962 nucleotides long. RefSeq names its product major facilitator superfamily domain-containing protein 12-like. Gene Ontology annotation, molecular function: symporter activity. Gene Ontology annotation, cellular component: membrane. The record is from RefSeq and is a predicted model, not a curated record. The coding region runs from base 181 to 1656 and encodes 491 amino acids. NCBI's taxonomy places the organism in Eukaryota, Metazoa, Arthropoda, Copepoda, Harpacticoida, Harpacticidae. The transcript is spliced from 2 exons. Gene Ontology annotation, biological process: carbohydrate transport.